Messenger RNA from Cucumis sativus (cucumber), 2389 nucleotides. Its product is annotated as ABC transporter G family member 23. The record is from RefSeq and is a predicted model, not a curated record. Gene Ontology annotation, cellular component: membrane. NCBI's taxonomy places the organism in Eukaryota, Viridiplantae, Streptophyta, Magnoliopsida, Cucurbitales, Cucurbitaceae. The coding region runs from base 377 to 2332 and encodes 651 amino acids. Gene Ontology annotation, molecular function: ATP binding; ATP hydrolysis activity; ABC-type transporter activity. The transcript is spliced from 2 exons.
UCCCUAUGUUAGCACCCACAAUAGAAGUCUCGACAUUACAAUUGUCUACUCAUAAAUAACGACAUACUAAGCAAUGGAACGGUUAAGUAAACAAAAUAAUAAUUCAUGUAACAUUAACUCGAUAUAUUUCCUAAGAAGUAACUUAUAUUGGAUGGAGAUCUAAGAUCUUAAUAUAGAACUUAGACUUCUAACUUCAAAUUCAUUCUAACUUUGGCAUCGGAGUACUUUUUUUUGUUUUGCAGGUCAUCUCUUCUUCAAAUUACAUAUUUACUAUUGUUGUGUGAAAUUCAGGCCUUCUUCUCUCUCAAUGAGGCUUGUAGUUGUUGUAGCCAUGGAAAUCUCUGCAUAAGCGUGAGCUUAACUUCUUGAGCCAACAAUGGCGGUUUGCUUUCAAAAACGUUGCAUUGCAGAUGAUACAACCACCCUCUUCUCAACAUCGAACUCGCCGGAGGAAACCACGAGCCUUUCGUCCUCUUCUUCUCACCACCACUCCCCACCACUUGUCACCACUAAGAAACUCUCUGUCAGAAAUGUCUCAUUUUCUGUUCUUCCAAACAGAUCCAUACCCACUUCCUUCUCCGAGCUGAUUCGAAGACCAAAACCCAUUAAUGUUCUUAAGUCUGUCUCAUUCGUGGCAAGAAGUUCUCAAGUGCUCGCUAUUGUUGGUCCAAGUGGAACUGGCAAAUCUUCUCUGCUUAGGAUUCUAUCAGGAAGAGUGAAAGCGAAGGAAUUUGACCCUAAAGCAAUCUCCAUUAAUGGCCAGGGGAUGAAAAGUCCUGAGCAGCUGAGGAAGUUGUGUGGGUUUGUGACACAAGAAGACAAUCUACUUCCUCUUUUGACUGUAAGAGAAACCUUGAUGUUCAUGGCCAAGUUGAGACUCAGAGAAUUGGGUUCAGAAGAAAAAGAAGAAAGAGUAGAGAGAUUAAUGCAGGAGCUUGGUUUGUUUCAUGUGGCAGAUAGUUUUGUCGGAGAUGAAGAGAAAAGAGGAAUAUCUGGAGGAGAGAGGAAAAGGGUUUCAAUUGGAGUUGAGAUGAUUCAUGAUCCCUCAAUUCUUCUGUUAGAUGAGCCAACUUCCGGCUUAGACAGCACUUCUGCUCUUCAAGUUACUGAGCUUAUCUCUUCAAUGACUAGAAGUAAACAAAGAACUGUAAUUCUUUCAAUCCACCAACCAGGCUACAGAAUCCUCCAGUACAUUUCCAAAUUCUUGAUUCUCUCCCAUGGUUUAACAGUUCAUUUUGGAAGCCUCAAAUCACUGGAGAAGAGGAUUGGUGAAAUGGGAAUUCAAAUCCCAAUUCAACUAAACGCACUAGAAUUUGCUAUGGAAAUCAUAGAUAAACUGAAAGAAGAUUCAAACCCCCCAACUUCUCAGGUUGAAGAAGGAGAAGAAAACCAGCUCUUCUCCGCCCCAAUUUGGCCAGAAGAAGCCAUUGAAAUAGCUCAACAACAAAACAACAACAGCAAACAGAUAGGAAUCUUUUCCACAUCACAUUUCUUAGAGAUUAUAUACCUUUGCUCAAGAUUCUGGAAGUUAUUAUACAGAACAAAGCAACUAUUUCUAGGCAGAACAUUGCAAGCCAUUGUUGGGGGAGUAGGGUUAGGAAGUGUUUACCUGAGAGUGAAAAGAGACGAAGAAGGAGUUACAGAAAGAUUGGGCCUCUUUGCUUUCAGUCUCAGUUUCCUUCUCUCCUCCACAGUAGAAUCACUCCCCAUUUUCCUGCAAGAAAGAAGGGUUCUAAUGAAAGAAGCUUCAAGAGGAGUAUACAAAAUCUCCUCUUACCUAAUAGCCAACACCAUCAUUUACCUCCCAUUUUUGCUCGCCGUCGCGAUUCUCUUCGCCGCUCCAGUCUAUUGGAUCGUAGGGUUAAAUCCCUCAAUCCAGGCCUUCGCCUUCUUCACCUUCGUCGUUUGGCUCAUCGUGAUGAUGGCGAGCUCGUUAGUGCUUUUCCUCAGCGCCAUUUCGCCGGAUUUCAUCACCGGAAACUCCUUAAUCUGCACCGUCCUCGGCGGAUUCUUCCUCUUCUCCGGUUACUUCAUUCCAAAACAGAACAUUCCGAAAUUUUGGAUGUUCAUGUACUACAUUUCGCUGUAUCGGUACCCUUUGGAGGCGAUGCUGGUGAAUGAGUAUUGGAACGCGAAAUCAGAAUGUUUUUCAUGGAUGGAUCAAGGGCAACGGCGGGUUUGUGUUCUCACGGGCGGCGAUGUGCUGAAGAACAGAGAGCUUGAUGGGGAUCUCCGAUGGAUGAACAUUGGGAUUAUGAUUGGGUUUUUCGUGUUGUAUCGAUUGCUCUGUUGGAUCGUUCUUGCUCGUAGAGCUUCAACCACAACUAUAUGAACUUUUGGUUAAUUUUUCACAUCAAUUGAAAUAUAAUGUUGAAGUUCAUCAAGCAAA